Molecule: messenger RNA, 9727 nt
Organism: Pocillopora meandrina
Lineage: Eukaryota; Metazoa; Cnidaria; Anthozoa; Scleractinia; Pocilloporidae
Source: the annotation of a GenBank genome assembly
AUGACGGAAUACUUCUCCCAAAGAAACUUCAGCAAUGUGACCUCGACAAUUCCUCCGACACUACAGCCUCAAGCUGCGUACGAGGAUAAGCUUGUGUGGCUAAGAGUUGUAUUUUAUGGUGUAAUAAGCAUUGUUGGUACCGUAGGAAACGCUCUGGUCAUAUUAGCAUAUCGAAAUCCUCGGAUGCGAAGUGUAACCAAUCUUUUUAUAGCGAAUUUGGGCGUUGCAGAUCUGACUGUGACUCUCAUAAACGUUCCCAUCACAGUGACGUAUUCUGUACUACAGUACUGGCCAUUUGGCGAGUUUCUUUGUAAAGCCAUACCUUUUAUACUCGGGGUCACUCUCUUCUCCUCCGUCGGAACGUUGAUAGCCAUCGCAGCGGACCGAUACCGCGCUAUAGUCCAUCCACUGCUUCCAAGAAUUCGAACGCGACAUGCGAUCAUGAUCAUUGCAGCAAUUUGGAUCGCCGCGUUCAUCUAUCCAAUUCCGUUAAUAAUUUACCAACAUUUUACAGAAGGCCGGUGUGAAGAAAAAUGGUCCACAGAAAAGGCUAAGAGGAUCUUCACGGUUGCUGUGUUUGCAGCACUUUAUCUGAUACCACUGAUCGCCAUAUCGGUACUGUAUUUUUUAAUUUGUCACAAUCUUAACACUUCGGAAUCUUCUACUCAGGAAGGUAAGUGCUGGGCAGCAAAUUCCUGUCAUUUCAUAAUGUAAGCGAGUGAUAUUUCAUUCGUUAACGGAAAGUUUACGCGAGAUGAGGCGGAAACAGAUUUUUUUACAGAUACACAGUUAUUUGCUGCUAUGAAAAGCCUUGAAUGCAGCGGCCUGUUUCGGCGUGAUCUGUUAACGUUUGCCUAAAUACAUACGGCGUCUGCGUUUACCAAAACCAAAACGCGUAAAUUGUGAAUUAUUAACAUUACUUUCAAACGUUUCGUUCUAAGCCGGAUUUAUUCUGAAAAGUCCCUCGUGCUGUAUGUUUUUUUAAAUACUGCUCCUCGAGUGGGUGAAAAAGACGAAUACGAGCCCAAAUGUAAGCUUUCUAGAAUAUGUUAAGCCUAAAAGAAAAAAUUGGGAUUGGAAGCCAACUCAAAAGGUCUGUUUGCUGUUUCUAAUCUAUAAACAAAUACUCUAAACCCAAAUUUGCAUUAAUGAUAGUGGCUUUUCCACUCGUAUUUCAUACGAGGAGAACGUGACAGCUUCGAGAUCUUAAGAAACAACAGCUUUUAAAAAUCUGAAAUAAUGGUCUAAAAAUGUGAAAACAGCUUUCAAAAUAAUGGGUCGAGGGAUUAAAGCCACAAUACUUCCGCUGAAACUAUGAUGAACCAGCCCAGGCGUUUCAAACAUCGUCUUAAUUUUUCGGGUAACGAGAAAUAGAAGUAUCUGUAGUCCUACAAACAUGAACGAAAAUGCUACUUUCUUGAAUGCAAAAUCCCAAGCGUGUUUCUUUGAAAUUGAGAGUAGGUUACAUGUUUUAAAACAGUCUCUUUGUCAUUUUUUUAGUUAAUGGAUUAAUACAAACAAUGAUUCUUCUUUAAGAAGAAAGAUGCAGAUUUUAAUCUAUGUAUUCUGCUUCUUUGUUAGUAUUUUAAGGAAGAAAUAUUGGAAGGACAGUGUGACUGUUUGUGCAGUUUGUUUAUUUCAGUUGCUUGUCACUGCAUUGUAAUAGUUGAAAGAGUAAAAAAAUAAAUGAGUAUGGAUAAAAACUUCAAAACAUCGAUGUAAACAAAGCAAUUUGCAGUGGUAACAAAAGAGGUAAAAUAUUUCCAUAGCAGUCGAAUUCUUUUUUUGCAUUUACAAAAUUGAAUAAAAACAUCACCUACUGUCGUUAUUUCCGAAAAAUAUAUUGUUUUUAUGCAACCGGAUUCAGUACGAAGGUGUUCACAGGAGAAUGCAAGCAACUUUGAGAAUAAAAAGAAUAAAUAAAUAUAAAUAAAGAUAGCUUUCGGUAUUAAAACUUCUGCUGAUAAAAUCAGCCAAAAUCAGGUAAACAGAACAGCUAAGUGUUCUCGACGAAACACCUUCAGUCACAAUUUGGAUUUUCUUCAGAACUUUUCCGAGUAAGCAGUCGAAUAGAGAGAUUAAGCUGAAGACUGUCAUACAAUUAUCAGCAUUAUAGGCUUAAUAAUCAGCUUUUAAUAUAGAGACAUUGUCGUUUUUCACCGGGAUAGAGCCGCUCUACUCCAGACGUAGAAGUAAAAAAAAUUCCCAAACGUAGAAGGAAAAAUUCCAUUUUUAGAGCAUGCAGGACUGACCUUAGCCAUUAAACCCGUUUCAAUUAACCUGAAGCAAUAUAGCCAUGUUUACAAUGAUUGAAGUCGCAAACUAAAAAGGAGUUAGGCACAUUUUUGGCCCAGAAUUUUUGUAAAUCACCCUGUGUGCAGAAAAAGUUCCCACCAUUGUGCGCACACCAAAAAUUCCCGAAGGAAACUUCCAAUGAAACGGAAAUUUUACUGAUAAACAUCUUGCUGUAGCCGUUGUUUAUUUGCAUGACCUUUUUGAAAUACAUGGAGGCUUGCUGUGUGAAAAGGAUCGCACGCUGUUCUUCCUUGAAAACGUAAAAUUGUCAGAAUUAAUAACAUAACUGACAUUGACUUAUGGGUUUUAAAACAAAUGCAGGUUGCGCAAUGAACAUAAAACAAUCCAUUCAGUCGUCUAUCUCCGAUUGUUUUGCGUUGAAUCUUCGUGACUCUAUUUACUAUUUCCUUUUAAAACUCACAAUUUUCGAUAGAAAAAUCAAAUUUAAGUUGUUUAAUAUAACAUUUAGAUCUGACCGUCUUUCCAGUUCUCUUUCAUUGACAAAAAUAGAGGCUGUCGUUUGUGAAUAUUUAAUUACUUUUCUUGCCUCUUAAAGAUUUACGUGCAGCCAAAGGCGGAUCAAAAAAAAAAAAAAAAAAAAAAAAAAAAAAAAGAAAAGAAAAGAAAAGAAAAUAUGAGUAAAAGAAGGAAAAAUUCAAUUGAUUUCCGAGACUUGAAACGGCGCUUUCGAGUUAAGUCUUCAUAAACAUGUUGACGAGUAUUUCAUAAUAUGGCAGAUUUACAAUUAUAAUACAACUUUAAUUGGUACCGGCCAUUACAUGCGGCUCUAUUGAACUGGCAAUUGUCUUGAGAUAUCGACAGGUGACUGGCACAUUCAUCGAGAGGAGUCGGAGAAAUUCAGCGUAAUUUUGGAAGCCUAGUUCUUUAUGUUCUUUUUUUUCUGUCUUUUUUUUUUUUCGAGAAAAGAAAAGGACAGCGUAAUCUCUGAACCAUAAGACACUGUCCUUAAAUGUCAAUUAUUUGAGAUUAAGAGUUGUGAUAAAGGAUGAGAAAUUAUCUGUCUCGCAAGAAGGAGAUAAGUUAUUUGAAAAGCCAAUAUUGAUUGUUGACUAUAUAGAAUAAUAUUUGAUCUUACUUGGGAAUAAUUUUUUCCUGGUAAAGACUCUUGAAACAAUUGUUUAGUGAAGUACAAUUGGUUUGAAAAUAUUUAAAAAAGGGUAAAUUCACCGAUAGUAAUUUAUAUCAAUGGCGACUUUCUCUAUCAACAAGUUUAACUGAUAACCCCUUUUUGACAUAAAUUUAAACAAUAACAGAAUACUCAAUAGUAAUAAACUUCACAAUCAAGAUUUAUUUCCUUUUUUUUUUCUUUUUCGUUUCAUUCGCAAUUACUUUCUUAACCUAACAUUUUCCCUAUUUUACGUUACGUUCACUUCAUGUCAAUUUUUUUUGCUCAGGCCUAAAAGGCCGCAAAAAGUUAACUGGCGGUAAGUUUCUAAGUACUAAACCUGACAAAAAUGCAAUAUUAAACUCAAUUUAAAUCUUUCGCGAAGCUGUCGGUGAAGGGCUUUUCGCCCCUUUAGUUACAUUGUACUGUAUCUCGUAAUAUGUGGCUGCCAUACAGUGUUCCGAACGGGGUAUAAGAACGAUGACAACUGUGAUUACUGAUGCUUUCUAAGAAAAUUGAUUUGCUUUUGAGUAAAUAACUUUAAGUCUAACUAGCCGAUUGAUUUAUUACGUUGUGUGAGUUGUACAAUUUUGACGAUUCGUAUUCUCUGUGUAGACUCAUUUUCUGGUCACAUGCUGCACGUUUUGCGUCAAAGAUCGGUUUGUUUUCAUAAAAAGACCACACAUUUUAUGGAAUUAACAGUGUUCCUGUAAUAAGCUAACUAUUCGAUCUCUUACAAAAUUUUCCCAGUCUUUUUUUGUCCUUUAGUGGGCUUGGAUAAACAGUUUAUUGUGUUCGAGCUCUGCUGCACACGAAAGUGUGGGAACAUUGAUUUCCCCGCGCUUACAAACUUAACCAAAAACCUAUCAGAGAUCUAAACGUUAAGAAACAAUGAUUAAUUCUUUUCGCGAGCCUAUGUUUUCAUUUAAGGGGAAAACUUCAAGUUAAAUCGGUUUGAUUUAUUAAGCCUUUUGUUUCACUAACGCAUCCUUGUCUCCUUUUCCGAGGCCUCCAGUCAUUUCUGGUUUUCUAGGGCAUUCCAUACAAUCUUAAAAUCUAGGAGUCAAAAUGCGAUAGUCAUUGGAAGAAAAGCCUGUAUUAUUUUAAUUUCCUGCAAUUAUAGUAUGCUUCCGAAAACAUCUCAUUCGAUAAUCUCUCACUGCCGGAUGAGAAGGUUUUAAGACAAGAAAAAAGGUGGGUUUAAUAAAAUCUUUUUCUCUCCUUUUUUUUUUCUUUGAGUAAAACAACCCCCUGGUGCUUCAACGAACACACUUCUCCAUUUAAACUUCUUGAUGCAGAAUAACAAUAACGAUAUAAAUGUAAUGUCCUCUGAGUUUUUCAAGCGCCUUCAGCGUGGAACUUUGCCAACAAUUAAAUACCACGCCCAGCAAGAAAUUGUUGCAGGGGUGCAGAAUUGCUUGAGCUAAAAAAAGAAACCAGACCCCAUGCAAAAGCUUUUGAUCACUAAUGAUUAAAAUUAAAACCCAUGCCAAGUAAAUAUCAACAAUAGCUCGAAAAGGUUUUUAAAAUAAUUGAAAGUAUCGAAAACAAUUGAUAAGUUUCCGACUCUGGUUUGAAAAUAGUUGUACUGAGGUGAGAAUCCUAAAAUAGCGGCAGUUAAUGGAGUCCACUUUUAAUUUUGAAUUUGUGACUAAUUAAGAUUAGAAAAAAAGCUUUUAUUUUUUGUGUUGUAAAAGGAAAAUUGCUUUAGGGUGUUCCAAAGGAAGAUUAGCGGAAUGGAUAAGACAAAACUAGAGCUUACCACGCUAUAAUUUUUAAGCUAAAUUAUCUUCAAGGUUGCUUUCUGCCUUCCUCGUUGAAGAAUUAAAAGAAACCCUGAAGUGCAAUGAGAUUUUGGAAAAUAGAGCAAUUUUAUGCAAAAAAUAACAAUAAUAAUAUUAAUAAAUAAAGGUAAAAUGUUAAGUUCGCAGCAGCAAUAGCCGCAGUAAAUGUAUCGGUUCAACUAAGUUGUUGAUUCGUCCAAAGAGGUUGUUUUCAUGACGGAGUGUUCUCUAAAACAGGGUGCAAACUGGGUUUACAAAGAUUUCAUAUCAAGUUUGUGAAAAAUCAAUCAUUUUUGUGAAUCUGAUGUUUCCAAGAUUAACAUUUUUCAAGAAUUUGUAAAGAGAUGAAUCCUCUAUUAUCAUUGCAAUGCGAUGAUUAAAAAAAAUAGAGGGAUGUAAUAAGUUUGUUGAAGAGUUAAAGAUGUAUCAAGGAAAAAUUUUAGAGUGCCUAAAAUGCUAGGGCAAUCGAAUGGUGCCUUUUUUUGAAAAAAAAAUCAUGUUUUGAAUCAGCUCAAUUUUAUUUCUACUGAUCGGUGGAGCAAGAACAAACUUUUUACCCAGCGAAAGUAAAACCAACAAGCAAGUAUGAUCUAGGUAAACGAACAAAGAAAAAGAGUGAAGGACAAAUAUGAUAAGGUACAUAGUUACACAACUUCAAUGCCAUCAUCAAAAAGACACGUCUUCGAUCAUCGCCCCUACCUUAUUUGAUUGGAACUCGAGCAUAAAUUUGAUUCUAAUGACUGCAUUUAAACAGUUCUUUUCUUUUUUAUCCAAACACGUCUCCGUUAUUUUUGACAAGAGCGAAACAGAUCUCUUCUAAUGAACAAUUUUUAAUAAAACUGCUAUAUACGUUUGAAUGAGGCUAUCGUGGUUGAGGCUAUCUGCCAAAUUUAUCUCUAAAAUAUAUUAGGUACAUGCAUGUUUCAUUUUUAAGAAGUAAGCAACCAAGCUGAAGUAUGAAAGAAAUCUAUGACCGCGGUAAGUACUUAAAGCAAACAAUCAGAUAACUGUAUCAGAUGUGUUAAUUCAAUGGGAAAAUGAACUUACCCAACAUGUGUUUGGGUGACGUGGUAUUCGGACUUAUGUCAAAUAGUUUGUUCCCUUUGCCAAAUCGAAUUUGAAAUUGUCUCCUUGCCUUUUAAAAAUCAAAUCUUAACAUUUGCAUGGUAAUUUUCACAUGAUAGUCAACUUUCGUGUACGCCUUAACGUCCCCGAGCUUGAAAAUCUCAAAGUUAAUAAUUUUCUUUCAUGAACAAUAAGGGCAUCCAGACGCAGCUACCAAGCUAAGAAUUACCCAUUUUUUUUUUCAAUUGAUAUAAAUACCAUUUCAAAUGCGACUGGUCUAUAUUCUAAGCAUUGUAAGUUUGAAAAUAAAAACUAGUCUAGCACGUUCAGAACAUUUCUACCAUGUUAAGUGAUUAUUAUUCUCAUCUGAGGAAUAAAAGAACAGCAUCGUACGAAUUUAUAAUUACCGAAGAAACAGGGUCCGUCUGAACACAAUGUAGAAAAUAAGCCGUUUCAGAGCUUUCGCACAAGCGUACACAGCCGUCUUUGUGAACUGGGGUCUCAAGUUAUUUAAAGAAUACUUAUGGCAACAGAUCAGCCCUCUUGGAAUUUCAGAGAUUUCAACAAGAUUUCAAACUCGGUUAAUAGGAUCUCAACAGAACUGAUGUUCCGGACUAUUUAGAUCAGGUUCUCUGUAUUUGGCAUUCAUGACUAACUGUACACAAUUCUUUAGUGCGGCGUUGUUAAGGUCGCAGUCAUGAUUGUUAAGGUCGCAGUGAGAUUUGUUAUUAAUUGUGGAUGCGAGGAACAGAAGAAAAACUUUAACUUUGUAGUAUUUAACAACUUUUUAACUCAUGGGCCCGCUUGUUCUUCGUCUGCUUAUUUUUCGCGUCUUUUCAUAGAUUUUCACAGCCACAAAACAACAAUAUCCCGUCUUUAAAUGGCCUCGUGCAUUCAAACCAAAUCUCUUUCUUUGAUUUGCAUUACUUAAACUAUCUUAAUUCAAUCGUAGAACGCUUAUUAGACAUAUCUUAUCUGACGUCCCUCUGAUUGCAGUGUAUUUUUCCCAUCAUAUGUUCCGUAGGAGCUCGCCGAGCGAGGAAAAGCGUCAUACGUAUGCUAGUUGUUGUGGUAGUUCUGUUUACCGUUUGCUGGCUUCCAUACCACGUGAUGAUGAUGUACGAUAACUUUGGUGGAAAAAUGACGGGCACCGUCUUUCAGUUGAUAAUGUUUGGCUUUUGGUUAAGUUUUGCCAACAGUUGCUGUAACCCCAUUGUUUACGCAGUAUUGAACCGCAACUAUCGCAAAGAGUUCGGUAGAUUGUUAAGGUAUGCAUCAAAUAAUAAAGAGAAAAACAAUUAUAUGAAACUACUCCACCUUUAGUCCUGAUUAUCGCUGUUUUCGCUAUUCGGGAUGAGCGCGGGCUCGCUGGUAAUCAUGCCUACCCCGCCAUGAAAUUUACACUCUUAGUUUUGUACGUCUUUUAGAUUAAAAAAACAAAAAGGAAAAAAAAAUUCUUACAAUGACAAAGGAAAGGUAAAAAGCAGCCUUUUGAUUUGAAAGUAAGCCUUUUUGUCUCGAAAAAACGGCGGUUGGAUUCUUGCUUUGGCUCAAUGCAGAUUUUCCCUGUGUUCUUCCCUAGGUGUCAAGCACCUAAAGCCUACAGGAAGUCUGGCUCGCAACAUGGUAAGAACAGACGAUUUUCUUUGGAAACAAAAACAAGUUACAAGAUAACCAAGCUAUCUCUGAAUAAAAAGAAUAGUACCAACGAAGAUCUUUCAAUGGAAAACAAAGCCAUGGCUAAUAGCGUCCAAGGAAACAGUUCAAGCGGCAACUCAAGCCAAGGACCAAAAGAUGAAAAACUGCCGGUAUGUUUUGAGACAGGAAUAUGAUCAAUGUUGCAAUUAUUCUCACUGAUGACCAACACUUCUUGGGAUAACUGAUGUUUUUUUGAUCGUAGAAAAAACAACAGAGCAAGGUGAAGAAGACUAAACCCAUUAUGGUUUAAAGUCCAUGCAUGAUAACAAUAAAGUUGCAUAUAAAGACAAUGGAUCCUCUGCGACACUCGCGGCCAUCACAAAGACAUUGGAGCGCGGUUUUUCUUUAUUGCUUAAUUUUAUCGUCGAGCGAAAAUCUCACUGCGAACCAAAACAACACGUUUAGGGAAAAAAAACGUUCAUGUUAGCCCACGACGAGUUUCUUUAAUUUGCAAUCCUAUUCAGGUUAUGGCCCGAUACAGAUCUCAAGUCUGCUACUCAGAGGGAGCGAAAUUUUGUCGCCCAAUCAAGCGCUGAUUAAUGAACUCACUGCAUGCAGGAGUUAACAAAAAAAAUUAACAGAAAUUUUUGAUAAUGGUAUUCAUUUGCAUCAGAUAAUGCUGGAAAUUAGCUGAAUGCGACGAUACAGACAAUAUAAAAGGAAUCCCGUCAGUCACUUCAACCUGAACGAUCGGUUGUACAUGCAACCGGGAAGCUCAGUGUUAAAACUUAUGAAAUAUCAACAGGUAUGUCUGCUCUCCUCUAUCGAUUAUGAAGUCAGCUCAUAGCCCAGUUUCAGUACACUUGUGAGCUGUCAUGGAGUCUAUAAAAGGCUAGAGACAAUUUUGCAAAUACUAAAAAUAUGUGCAAUACAAAAAUGAUCAGUACUGAACUGAACGAUCCGAGUAAUUCACUGCAUGUAAGUAGUAAUCCUUUUGAAAUUUCACGAGCAUAUACCGAGAUGGAAAUGUAACAGUUUGCGUUAGAAAGUGAAGGAAAUAGACCAUGAGUGUCAUUAAGAGAUUAGAAACUGUUUACAAUCUCUUAGCGUCAAGAAAAGUUUACCUCUGCGAAUACGAUUCAAAAUACCACUUGAAAUUUCCCCCUUCAAAUAUGGACAAAUCUUUCGCUUACUUUUAAAGCUGUGAGCUAUGACCACUGGUUUAGAACCCUCUAAACAGAGUUUCAUAUUAACAGCAAGCUACGUAAAUAUUUAAGUCAAACAAUAACCAUUUGACGCGACCACGUAGAGGUUCAGAUUUCAACAUUGUGCCAUUUAAGAUGAACAAAGUGUUCAUAAGUAUCGAAGACAUUCCAUUUUACAUAAAGCGAAUUUCAUACAUGUACAACAACAACAGAAGGUUGGUUAUAUUUAAAGCUAUGUCUAAUUUGCAUGAACUAAACAAGCUUUCUCCCUUCAACCGUUUUUACGAACUGAAUAAGGAAAUCUCUUUACUUUCUGAAGAUGGGGGAUCUUUUUCAUUCUUUUUUCUUUCGGUUAUACUCAAGAACAAGAGGAAAAGUAAGGGUUACAGGACAAGUUCAGCGAAAUAAGUGUUAAAUUUUACCGCACACGUGGUUGUAAAUCAACGUGGAAUUCUUAUUGAGCUCAAGAAUUCCACACUGAAUCUUGUAAGGAUCUUCUCGGAAAACAGGGCUACUUUGUGAAGAUUCUACAACAAAAUAGAUCGGAAUAAAUUAACCUCACCUUGUCUGAGUGUGCUUUGUUGUUAUUGUGAUGUGAAGGAAACAGUGCAGCC